CCAGGCAUCUAUGUGUGUGCCAAGUGUGGCUAUGAGCUGUUCUCCAGCCGGGCCAAGUACGAGCACUCGUCCCCAUGGCCAGCCUUCACUGAGACCCUCCACCAGGACAGCGUGGCCAAGCGUGAGGAGCGCCCAGGGGCUCUAAAGGUGACUUGUGGCAAGUGUGGCAAUGGGCUGGGCCAUGAGUUCCUCAAUGAUGGGCCCAAGCGGGGCCAGUCUCGCUUCUGAAUAUUCAGCAGCUCGCUGAAGUUCCUCCCCAAAGGUAACAUUGACAACAACCUGAAGGAGAAGUAA
Molecule: messenger RNA, 294 nt
Organism: Acanthisitta chloris (rifleman)
Lineage: Eukaryota; Metazoa; Chordata; Aves; Passeriformes; Acanthisittidae
Gene: MSRB1
Product: methionine sulfoxide reductase B1
Exons: 3
Molecular function (GO): peptide-methionine (R)-S-oxide reductase activity
Source: RefSeq, a predicted model, not a curated record